This is a messenger RNA of Fusarium verticillioides 7600, 3085 nucleotides long. RefSeq lists its product as hypothetical. The record is from RefSeq and is a predicted model, not a curated record. NCBI's taxonomy places the organism in Eukaryota, Fungi, Ascomycota, Sordariomycetes, Hypocreales, Nectriaceae. Gene Ontology annotation, biological process: vesicle-mediated transport; intracellular protein transport. Gene Ontology annotation, molecular function: clathrin binding. The coding region runs from base 982 to 2904 and encodes 640 amino acids. The transcript has 3 exons. Gene Ontology annotation, cellular component: membrane coat.
CCUUUCCCAACUCCGACGCCGCCGAUUCGAGACGUGAACGUUCAAAAUACGAUCACAUACACGUCGCAAACUAAAUCCGAGGAAACCAGCGAUUCCUCUACUUCCUCGAGUCCGAAGAAGCCUCGUAACGUUAAUCCACGAUCGAGAAGCGACAUCACAGCGCCUUACAACCGUUUGGCAUCUGGCGCACAUGUGACCAUCCCCUCCCAUCUGCCAUCCACCAUCCACCCUUUACGACUUUCUUUGUGCUGGGCAACGCAUCCCCGCCCAAUUAGGUUGUGAAUAUCGAAAAGACGGCUGAAAAUACUUGGAAGAACUCAAAGUGAGGGGCUGUAAGGCAUAGGGCGACUAUUCCACAUUCAACGUUACCGAAACCCAGUCCUUGUAGCCAUAUAGUCUUUAUUUGGGAUACAAGUACAACACCAUGUCGAGCUCCGCCGGUGGAGGGGACUCCAAAUUGUUUGCUCGAGUAAGCCUUCCCGUCCUUCUAUCAUGUCUCAGCCUCGUAGGACCUGAGGUCUUAUAAGUCCUUGAACCUCCACUUCACUGAAACUCGACUUUGUGUCUCCUUUAUCCCCUCCUGCUUUUGCGCAGACCUUGUUGCGCGAAGGCCUUCGUUGCAUCAGAUCAUAUUUCCUGUUCAAUGUCACUAUCGAUACAUGGUGUCGCAGCGCUGCGAACCAUGUGAUGGCCGCCAUGUUUCUCGCAUAUAUGCCCCCAAAAUCACUUUAUGAUGGCCCGAGACUAAGUAAUAUGCAGGGCAAAGUUGCCGAGCUACGCCUCGAGCUUAACAGUGGAGGAAAAAAGGACAAGGCCUAUACAGGCAAGAAGAUUGCUCUCAAGAAGAUUGUCGCAAAUAUGACAAUGAGUAAUAAUGACAUGGUUGCCCUAUUCCCCGACAUCAUUGGAUGCAUGGGUAUCCAGAGUUUGGAGAUCAAGAAGAUGUGAGCAUUUCGAUAUCCGGAACUCGCUCAGAAGCUUAUGUCAAAUAGGUGUUUCUUGUUUCUGGUCAAUUAUGCAAGGAUAAGACCUGAGAUUGCCGUCAAGGCAAUCCCUGUACUGGAACAUGAUAUGGAAGACCACAAUCCUUUAGUACGGGCACUGGCUCUCCGAACAAUGUCCUACAUACAUGUCAGAGAGUUUGUUGAGGCUACUGUCCCAAUAGUCAAGCAUAUGCUGAAGGACAAUGACCCAUAUGUGCGAAAGACGGCUGCUUUCUGCGUCGCCAAACUUUACGACCAUGACCGACAUAUGGUAGAGAACUCGGACCUCAUUGAUCGUUUGAACUCUUUGCUACGGGAUGACAACCCCACAGUUGUUGCAAGCGCUCUGGCUGGACUCAUGGAUAUCUGGGAACGUAGUGACGCCAUCAAACUUACCAUUGACUAUAGCAAUGCCUCCAAGAUGGUGGCCAUUCUCCCUGAUUGCUCCGAAUGGGGUCAGACAUAUAUCCUAGAGGCUCUGAUGUCCUAUGUGCCACAAGAAUCCGGAGAAGCGAUACUCCUAGCGGAACGAAUAUCACCACGACUGUCACAUUCUAAUUCGUCGGUCGUGUUGACCUGCAUUCGGGUGAUUCUGUAUCUGAUGAAUUACAUCGCCGAUCAGAAGCAAAUCUCGGCUCUCUGCAGGAAGCUCUCACCACCCCUAGUCACACUUCUCGCCAAGGGUCCUGAGGUUCAGUACCUCGCUCUACGAAAUGCUUUAUUGAUUCUCCAGCGACGGCCGGAAGUGCUCCGAAAUGAUAUCCGUGUCUUUUUCUGCAAGUACAACGAUCCUAUUUACGUCAAGGUCACAAAGCUGGAACUCAUCUUCAUGCUUGCCAACGAGGACAACAUCGAUGAGGUGCUGACGGAACUGCGAGAAUACGCCACUGAAAUUGAUGUUCACUUCGUCCGCAAGGCAGUACGUGCUAUCGGUAAGUUGGCAAUUAAGAUUGAGCCAGCUGCACGACGAUGCAUCAACUUGCUCCUCGAGCUUGUAGCAACCAAGAUCACAUAUAUUGUGCAAGAAGCCACAGUGGUUAUCCGAAACAUCUUCCGAAAGUACCCCAACCAAUAUGAAUCCAUCAUCAGCACUCUUUGCGAGCAUCUGGAUUCUCUGGAUGAACCGGAGGCCAAGGCAGCCAUGGUUUGGGUCAUUGGCCAAUACGCAGAUCGGAUUGAGAACAGUGAUGCCUUGCUAGAAGACUUCCUGUACUCGUUCGCAGAGGAGCCUGUCGAAGUGCAGCUGGCCUUGCUCACAGCUACAGUAAAACUGUUCAUCCAGCGACCUACCAAGGGUCAAGAAUUGGUCCCCAAGGUUUUGAAGUGGGCAACUGAAGAGACGGAUAAUCCUGAUCUUCGAGACCGAGCGUAUAUGUACUGGCGCUUGUUGUCUACAGACAUGAAUGCGGCGAAGCAAAUCGUGAUGGGAGAGAAACCAGCGAUUACUGCUGAGUCAGAAAGACUGGAUGCGACGACGCUAGAGGAGAUGUGUCUGAACGUGGGAACUCUAGCAACAGUUUAUUUGAAGCCGGUGCAGACUGUGUUUAGAUCUGCUCGACCUCGUAAACUCCAGGACUCCCCCGCAUUGCAGAAGCAAAACCUCCUUGUUGCUGCAGACAGCCAAAAGAGCAUAAGCAUGUUUGGCAACGCCGGAGCGGCAACAGAUAUCGAUCCAAGAAGCCGAAACCCGACAUCAGGCAAUGGUCAAGGGGACCUCGCGCAAGCAGUCAACGACGCAGAUGCCUACUUUUCAAGUAUCGGAACGCAGCAGCAGAUGCAACCGAUGCAUGAUCAAGGGGACGAUGUCUUUGGAGGAGGUAAUGGCCACUCGACGGGAUACGUGGUGAGCGCACAUGCACCUCAAGCAGUUCUUCAACCAGCUCAGGGUGCUGGCAGCAAUGGUGAUUUGUUAGUGCUAUAAGUGAGUGAUACCUUUGUAUACUAGCGAUGGGAGGCAUAGUCAGAAGCCAAGCCGUUUAAGCAUGUCCAUAUUAGGCAGGAAUUUGUGAUGGAACUUUGUGGGAGGACAGUCUGGCGGUGCGUCCAGCUCCAGGGUACGCCCAAGGGUUGCUUCAUACUCAUAUGAAAUUAUUACAUAUUUU